AUGUCCGAAGAUUUAAUUUCUAAAGAAAAAAAAUUCCAUCAGUUAAAUAAAGAACUUAAGCAAAAAGCGUACAAUUUGGUCGCAAAAAUAGAUUAUGCUGUUAAUACUUAUAAUAAUGAAUGUUCAGUGUUUAAUUCGCGGAAGUAUAAUAAUGUAAAUCUGACAAAAGAAAAAACAGUAUUUUCAAAUAGUAUAAUGAUGCAAACUGAGAGUAAUUUUAAGGUUUUGGUUAAACAAAAUUCAUCUUUACCACAAAUUUUUGAUCAAUUCUCAACAUUGAAAUCGACAUUGGAAUCCAAAAAGGAUAAUGAGAAUGAAGUUUUCAAAGAAAGAAAUCUGGCAAAUAAGACUGUUUUAAAUUUUUUAAAAGCUAAGAUAGAUAUAUUACAUAAUGAGCUUCAAUCAAUGCAAAUUGAAUAUAAAAAAAAGUGUGAUAUUUGCAAAAAUUUGGACUCUGAGAAUAAAAAAGUGGAAAUUAAAUUGAAGGCAGAAAUAGAAUCAUUAAAAGAAAUAAUCACAAAAUUAGAAAAUACUAAUAAGGAGUUGCAGUGUCAAUCGCAGACUCUGAAUACAGAAAAUUUAACUUUGAAAAAAGACUUGGAUAAACUUCAGAAGCAAAUGAAAAUAAUAGAUCAUCAAUCUAAUAGUUACAUUACAAGAUUAAAUAGAUCUCUAGAAAAUAAUGAUAAACUUAAAAAUGCACUUAAAAAUUUUGAAGUAGAAGAGAAGGAAUUAAAGACUCAAAUUAGAAAGUUACAAGAAGAUAAAAAAUUAACAAUUAAUUAUUUGGGAAAGCAACUUUCAGAACUGAUACAAGUAUUUAAGAAACAAAUGUUAAUUGUAGAUAACUUAAAGAAGCAAAAUGCAUGCUUAGUGGCAGUUGGACAACUAAAAUUAACAAAAGAAGAUUUUUCAAGAUUAUUGGAUCAGAAACCUGAAAAUUUAUAA
Molecule: messenger RNA, 948 nt
Organism: Eufriesea mexicana
Lineage: Eukaryota; Metazoa; Arthropoda; Insecta; Hymenoptera; Apidae
Product: origin recognition complex subunit 1
Exons: 6
Coding region: 1-948 (315 amino acids)
Source: RefSeq, a predicted model, not a curated record